This is a messenger RNA of Chlamydomonas reinhardtii, 7740 nucleotides long. RefSeq lists its product as uncharacterized. The transcript has 30 exons. Bases 376 to 6984 code for a protein of 2202 amino acids. Gene Ontology annotation, molecular function: ATP binding; protein kinase activity. Gene Ontology annotation, biological process: protein phosphorylation. The record is from RefSeq and is a predicted model, not a curated record. Lineage: Eukaryota; Viridiplantae; Chlorophyta; Chlorophyceae; Chlamydomonadales; Chlamydomonadaceae.
CUUACACUCGGAGCUCGCGUGAGUGACACGUAAUUGCAGUCUUACAACCUUAAACGCUUCUCUCUGGCGUGGCCGGUGGGGACAGCUGGGCGGCUGGGGGACUGAGUGGGACUGCUGGGGGACCGCCGGCUGAAAGCCUGCAUGCACAUCUGCCGUGCAGUGCGGUUGCUUGGGCCAGGGACCGUGGAGAAGGGUUCUACAUAUUAUGUCGAUGCGGGCCGUCAAAUGAACAAGGACCAUAGCACAACGCAAAACGACCAGCGACAAGACUACUAAGUCUUCACUUCGUAUUUUCUUUUGCUACCGAAAAUAAUGCCAUAUAUACUUUCCAAAUGUCCAUAGUCUUGCGGUGUACCCGGCCACGCACGCCUGGCCAUGGUGAACUUCCUGUCUUGCUGCUUCCAGCCAGACACUGAAUGUCCUGGUCAUACGCACAAAGCUUCAAACUACAAGGUUGUGCUAAACGAAAGACCAGAGGCUGCACCGGAAGCAUCGGCCCGCUCUGGCCUGCAUCCGCAAGCAAGGACUUCGUUGAAUGCAAAUCCAGACGGCCUUCUGAGCUGCGAUGAUGGAGCCCAGAGCGAGGACUUGCUUAGCGGCGCGCGAACGUCAGCGGCGCUGCUGAAGCUGCCCACUGGCGCGCCGCGGUUCUCGGAGCUGUACGCCAAGCUGAGCCACAUCCGUGGCUCCUGGCAUGCACGCGCCAAUGCAGCGAUGGGCGUCCUGGCGCGGCAGCUGGGCGCACAGCUGGCCGUGCUGUGGGCCCUGGCCUCGGACGGCGCGUUCUUCGUGGCGCAAGCGUCCGCCGGUCCCCUCCAAGCUGCGCUACGCCCGGGGGCGGCGCUGCCGGCGGCGCUGGGGGACCGCCAGCACAACAGCUUGCAGCGCGUGCAGGCCACCAAGGCGUCCACCACCUACACGUGCAUGGACCCGGACUCUCGCCAAGUGGACCUACAUGCGGCCUGUCAGGCGCAAGCCAUUGCAGCGCGCAUGCGCGAAGGCGGCGGCGGUGGUGGCCCCCAGCCGUUCGGGAGACUGCCGUAUGACCUGGCGGAGCUAGCGGAGCGGUGCGGCGCGGCCGGCGGGUCAGUCGAUGGACCGGAAGGGACGACUGGCUUGGUCGGCGUGACGGACUUUGCGGUGCUACCCCUCAUCAGCGGCGGCGAGGUGGUGGGCGCAAUGACGCUGGCGCUACACAGGUCUUGCCUACCGCCCCAGCAUCGCGGUGGCCAGCAACGCACCGAUGUCAAAGCUGGGCUGCCGGAUGGCGGUGCAGCGGUGGAUGGCAGCGCUAAUAAGCUGUCAGCACAAGCUCCGUCGUCAUUGCCGGUGCCGCUACCGCCAUCGGAAUCUCCAAAGCUCCCUGGGAGCCUCGGCGGCGGCGGCGGUGACGACAGCCGUGUUGGGCUUGGCGGAAGCGGCUCGAAGCGCCGCCUGGUGGUAGCAGCGGCAGCGGGUGCAUUUGCUGCCGCUUCUUCAGCGGGUACUGCGGCCGAUGCGCGCACCAUUCCCUCUUCCUUACCGCUCGCGUGCCCGCCAGGUCCCGGCACGGUUGCGGCCGGGGUGGAGCCGUCUAGCGCCUCGCUCUCGGAGCGCAUCCGAAGGUCCUUCUCUCGCACCGACAGAAGCGAGCGUGGCACGGGCGCCGCGUCAUUAACACCAUCGGCGGUGGCGGCUGUCACGGCUGGGGCUGCGGACAUGAAAACGCUUGACUCCGUACCUUGCACGCCACUCCCAGCUUUCUUUUGGCUGCAUUCGGCGGCGUGUGUGUACCAGCUAAGCCAGUUGGCUCACUUCUUGGGCUACGGCUUCUUCAGCGACACGGAACAGAGCUCGUUUGUGGCCCAGAGCUGCAGCCUUGUCUCGGGCGUGGCGGCGGCGCCAGAUGUGCAGGCGCUGGUGAACUGCCUGAUCGGCAUGACCAAGGGCAUCAUCUACCAGCGCUUCAGGCUGCAGGCGCACGUGCUGGUGGCGCUCGUGCACAGCAGCGGCACCACUGCCGCCUACUUCAAGCAGCAGCGCCAGCCCCACGCGUCCAUUGCCCGUACGCUUGCCGUGCAGCCCAGCGGCGCCGGCGGCAUGGGGUCAGCCGGGCCGCACGGCGGCUCAGCGCAUGGCGGUGCCCACGUUCCUCUGGCGGGCGUGUCGGCGCACCACCUCGGCGCAGCUGGCGGUGCGGGGGUGGGCGGUAUGGCGGGCGUUGGGCUGUACGGCGGCGGCAGCGGUCUGGCGGGCGGGCGCGCACACUCACAACGGGACAUGUCGUCCCAGCAGCGACUGUACACGCUGGGCGGCAACCCUGCUGCGACUGCAGCAGCGGCCGCGGCCCAGGCGCUGUAUGGCGGAGGUGCUGGAGGCGGAGGAGGCGGUACGGGGGUAGACGGUGUUGUGGGCGACGCGGCGAUGGGGCCGGCAAUGCAGGCUCUCCUGCAGGCAAACUCCAGCAACGCGUCGGCCGGCGGCGGCGAUGGCGGCCCAACCGGUGGCGGUGGUGGAACUAGUGCUGCAGGUACUGCCGGCGGCGCCGUCAAUACAGCAGCAACUGCGCCCAUCCAGGUCGGAGGCGGCGGCCCGGGAACGGGCGGCGGCGGAGGUCGCGGCGGCGGUGUGAGCGGUGGGCUGUUCAACCUGUCGGCGGCACUGCUGGGUCGCAAGACGCGCAGCCAGAGCCAGCUGCGGAGCGCGAGGAGCGUGCCGCUGCAGGUUGACGUGCAGGAAGGCGUCAUGGGGUAUGCCUCUGAGACGUGCGGCACCAGCGUCACGGCCACCAUCAUCUCGCUGUCGCACACGCUGCUGGCGGACGCGCUGGUCGCCACGCCGCCUGUGGGCACCGCCGUGCGAAGCUGCGCCGAGGCACUGGCGCGCGACGCGGCACCCAUCCGCGAUAUUAGCCUGGCCAGCCGCCUGGUGGCGGACGUGCGCCCGGGGCCGGGCGGCCUGCCAGCGGACGAGUCGGUCACCAACACCAGUAUCUACGGCCUCAAUGGCGGCGGUGGUGUUUUCUCUCCAUCUACCUCGUUUCUCCGCCGUGGCAGCGCUUGCGGCAUGGGCGCUGGCACGGGAGGCGGCGGGCGGCACGCGCCUCUGGGUAGCCUUGUCAUCGCCGUCGGGCUUGGCUGUGCCGGUAGCGACAGCGAUGGCCUUAUAGCCGGGUUUGGAGGCUUCAGCGGCUCCGUACCAGGGCUAUCGGGCAUCAGCAACAACCGCAUAUCCCUCGACCGCGGCAUCGGGCGGCCCAGCCACGGCAACUACCAUCCUUACUUUAACGGCGGCGGCAGCCACUACCAGCAGGCGCAGGCGCCACCGCAGCGCACCAGCGCCGCCAGCACUGGCCUGGGACCUGUCUCGGGCAUGCUGCUGGGUCCCAUGGGCGGCCACCCCGUCAGCGGCUGCAUUGAGGAGAGCGCCGAGGCCAACGUGCAGGCAGGGCCGGGAGGCGGGGCGGCAGGAGCCACAGCAAGGCUGCAGGCGGCUCCGCAGGCGCUGCUGCCGGCCUCAGAGCCCUACAUUGCGCUGUACGUGGCCUUCCGCGAGGUGCUGCAGGAGCCGGUGCUGGAUAAGUUGCUGGAAGAGACAACACAGAUGGUCGAGCUGGUGGCACCCAGCGUGCAGCAGCGGCUGCUAACUGGGCUUCGGCCUGAGUGGGCGUCCAUGCACAGCCGGCUGCUCAACCCCGCCGGCUUUAUAGGCGGCCAGUCACUGCUGUCAGUCGCAGGCGGCGGGAUGUCGGCAGUCCUCGGGCCUGGCGGCAAUGGCACAGGGGGUGGCGGGGUAGCACCGUCGGCAAGCAAUUCGCGGCGCGGGCGGCAGCCAAGCAGCCAUGACUGGACUGAGGCGCUUGUCACUGGCGAGCUGUGGCCGGCAGGCGGCGGCAGUGGCGCUCUGAGCUUCGCGCUAGAGGAGCCGGCGCCGUUGAGUCACUUGCAGGUGCUGGUCAACUCGUUCCACAGCACGCUCAGCUCCAUUCAGGUGGAGCGCGCGCUGGAGGAAGCUGGCGGCAUGGACUCGCCGGUGGCGGCCAACGACAUGCGCGGCGUGGAGCUGCUGCAGCAGGUCGGGCGCGGCGGCCAGGGCGUUGUGUACCGGGGCCGUAUGCACGGUGUGCCGGUGGCAGUCAAGGUCAUACCCACCGCCGAGGGCGGUGGUGGUGCAGGGCCUGGGGACCGGGACGUGGCCUACGAGCGCGACAAGCCUGAGGCGGUGCAGCGGGCAGCUCGGCGGCAGCGGGCGCUGCUGCGUGACGCGCUGGAGGUGGCGGCCACCGCGGCCCUGUCGCACCCCAACCUGGUGCAGCUGCACACCUACUUCACGGACGUGAUGGUGGUGGAGUACGAGGGCGACAUGCCGGGCCGUUACCGCCUCAUGCACGUGGCGGAGUCGGUGCCGGGCGACCCCACCGGCGCCGUCAACCUGGUGCUGGUGCUCGAGUACUGCGACGGAGGCAACCUGCGCCAGGCCAUGGAGCGUGGCGUGUUCUUCCGUCGCGAACGCUUGCCCUCGCCAGCUCACCUGCCCGCAGCCAGGGCCGAGGCGGCGGGUGCGGGCGGCGCGGCAGCGGCGUUGGCGGCCGCGGCGGAGCUGGCGCCCAACUUCGAGUUCAUCUACCUCACGCUGUUGGAGAUUGCGCUGGCCGUACGGCACAUGCACUCGCUCCGGCUGGCGCACUGCGACUUGAAGCCCAGCAACGUGCUGCUGCGCGCGGCGCCGCAUGACCCGCGCGGCUUCACGUGCAAGCUGUCCGACUUCGGGUGCGUCCAGCUGCUGCGGGAAAUGCCGAGCACGCCGGGUGGAGGUGGUGGCGGCGGCACCUCAAGCACCGGUAUGAUGGCGGCGGGCGGCCCGAUGUCGCCCAACAUUGUACCAGAUGGACAAUCACAAGCGCCUUACCUGGGCCACCAGCAGCACUCGCAGCGGUCGCUGGGUGGUGUGGCGUCGGCGGCCGCUGCCGCGCUGGCGGGUGGCGACGGCUCGUCUCCUGCCCCAGCCCGGCUGGGCUUCAUGUCGGGCCACGUGCUGGGCACGCCCAGCCACCUGGCCCCGGAGGCCUUCCUGCCCGGCAACCUGCUGGACGGCGCCGUGGACAUCUACAGCUUCGGCAUGCUGAUGUGGGAGGUGCUGGUGGGCAUUCCCGCGCUGGCGGGGCUGUCGGCGGCACGAGUGCACUCGUACACCAGCAGGGGGCUGCGGCCGCAGUUUCCGCCCAACACGCCUGACCACUACCGAAACCUGGCACAUCUAUGCUGGGCUCAGGACUCACGCAAGCGACCUACCGCGUCAGCAUUGGUGAUGGCUCUGCACAAAGCCUUGAUGCAGGUCUCCCCUGGGGCGGCUCUCGAGGUGCGCUCCAUGGUCACCGAGCAGCCCGUGCCCCUGCAGCAGCCGCAACCGGCAACGGCUGCAGCACAACUGCACCAGCAAGGCGGCGGCGGCGGCGGCGGCGGCGGCUGGAGCGGCCUGAGCUCGCACGGGAUGGGGCCCGCUGGCGGCUGUGGCGGCAGCGGGCGUGCUGCUGCCGCUGUGGCACAUCACUCGUUCUCUCAUCACCCACAUCCCUUCGGGCGCCUUCCAACAAGCCCCGACGUAGUUUCUGCCAUAGCGAGCGAGGGCGUUGGGAGCCGGAGUCGCGCGCUGCACCGGCCAUCUAGCUUGGGCCGUGGCGCCGCCAGUUCAGCCUUCAGCGCCGCAGCAGCCGUCGCUGCGCAUGACAGCGCGGCCGCAGCAGCGGGGGCCGCGGCGACAGUGGCCUACAGCCAUCACGCUCCACCUGCAGCGGCAGCGCCAGCGGCUGCCGGGAGCCCGGUGUCGCCUGGCGGCGCGCGGACGGGCACAUCAGCAGUCAACCUAAUCUCCCGGCGCCACAGCAUAGGCGAGCGCCGCCGCUCGCAGGCCGCGUACACUUACGGCGGCAAUGGCGGCGUUGGUGGUGGUGGGGUUACUGGCGGCAGCGGCGGUGGCGGCACGACCAGUUCCGGCGGUGGCGGCGGGGGAGGAGCCACGCCGUCGAUUCCUGCUACACUGUCGUUACUUCCGGGCCGCGGCGCAAGCGCCAGCGGCAGCUCCCCUCUGCUGCUGCAGCUGGCCCAGUCCCGGAUGAGCAGAUCGUCCAGGACACGCGAUGCUCUGGUGGGCGCCAGCAACGGCACGUGGGGCUCGAACCUGGGCUCAGGGACAGGGGCGGGCUCGAUGCCCACAGCGGGUGCCGGCGCUGACGCAGGGGCAGUGUCCAUGGAAAGGAUGGCGGCCGGGGUUGGCGCCUGCGGCGGCGGUGGCGGCAGUGGUGGACGCAGCGGUGGCGGCCCUCUGCUGUCCGCUAUGUCAUCGCCUUCAUCUCCUGGCGGGAGCGCUGGAGUGGUCGCUGCUGUGGCACAGCUGCAAAUGCAGCCACAUGGGUCCAUUUCGUUCGGCGGCAGCGGAGGCGCCACGGCCGCUGCCGCCGCUGGAGGCCUACUUAGCACACUGCACAGCGGCAUCCACAGCGGUCACGUAACUGAGGUGUGCUUGGCCACUGCAGCGGAUAUGGUCGACGUUGCCGCCGUGAGCGACGCAACAGCAGCAGCAGCAGCAGCAGCUGCAGGGGCGGCGGCGACUUUACCGGCACAGGGCGCGUACGGUUCGCUCGGAGUAGGCGUGCGGGUAUCAACUGAAGAGCUUACUGGAUACCCGUACUCUAAUACACGCAUGGGCAUUGGUGCCGAUGCGCAGCGACGGGCUGCGGCAGCGGCUGUCCCCGCAGAUAUUGAGGUCGUGACCACAGCCGAGUCUAACGCCUCCUACUACAGCACUUCCAAUAACACGCUUGGCCUCGCCGCCGCUGACGCCUGCCCUCCUGCUUCUGGCGCCGCCCUGGCGAGCGGAGGGGGUGGUGCGGCGGCCGGGGCCAGCCUGCUGGGCGUGGGCGGCGGUAGCAGUCCGCUGGUGACCACUGAUGGUGUCAGCACCUCGCGCCUGGCUGACCUGCUGCUUGGCGGCGGCGCGCAGCCGUAAUACCGUGUCUGACAACUACCCUCGGGUGAUACGCAUGCUUUUGACUCUGUGGAACUGCAAAUAGAUCGAGCUGUCGCUGUACAAGGCCACGCGGGGUGGAGUAUGAUCUCCUGUAUGAGCGGACUCCGAGCACGGAUGGCACCGGGGUGCGCGGCGUGAUGCGUGAAAGCUUGGCAAGUGAUGGGCAGUUACAUUCAUGGUGUUGGCAGCGGCACAGGUGACCCUGGGAAGAUGGCCAAACAAUGAAUGACUAUUGUUCUGUGUAUACAUUCCACAUAAGCCUAGUAGCCAUGUUACCCCGUGAUGUUAAACUGAAGGAAGAGACUCGUGGAAGAGACUGUGCCGUGUGCUUUCGGGUGAAAACGAUGGGGCAGGGUAAGGGGCAGGUUGGCGUAAUCCCGUAGUGUGCAGCGCAUUCCCAGACCCCAACAAUCGAUUUGCAAUGUCAAGGCAAGAUGGCGCGGCUGGUAUAACGCCGGAGCUACUGUGCCGAGACAUCGCUGACUUGCUGGUGCGCCUUUGGGUGGGGGCCUGUGACAACUUGGUAUUCAGAGAAGAUGGCCGGUGACGAACCACUGCAAUUGCCGUAACCCUUUGCGCCGGCUGCUAGAAAUACGUGUAAGGGCACAAAUGUCCCCUGCUUGCUGGUGUACGUAUGCGCGAUCCGUAGGCUGCGGCGAAACGCCGUGGGACGCUGGGCGGAGUCGGGCGCCGUGACUCGGGUACAUAAAGCUGAUGCAUCCCUGCCUGCCUAAU